Molecule: messenger RNA, 1545 nt
Organism: Linum tenue
Lineage: Eukaryota; Viridiplantae; Streptophyta; Magnoliopsida; Malpighiales; Linaceae
Source: the annotation of a GenBank genome assembly
CUCCCAUUUUACUCUCUCCCAGUCAAUCAGAAAUUUGAAAACCUAGAAUUUGAAAUCUACCCACAACCCCGUCUCUCCACUGAUCAUUCAUUUCUUCACCGUCCCAUUUCCGGCGGUAAAAUUUUGGCCCUUGGGUUGCCCAAAUCGCAACAACAAACAGCAGCUGUUCCCCUGCUUAAAUGUGAGCCAAAUUCUCUUAUCCCCUCUUAAAUUCUAGCUACAUGUUGCGUUCUGGAAUGUAAUUUUUCCGAAACUGCUGUUGAAGUUCCUGUAUUUCGCGGUUUUCUAUAGUUGUUAACCUCAGCAACCAAACUCCCAUUUGCUGGGUUUCUGCUUCCUUCCUAGUUCAGUUAGUUUUGUCUUUCGUUUUCCUCUUAUGCAGGCUGAUUGAAUUUCUGUUUCCACAGAUUCUGUUGCAUUGGCUUCAGAUCUUAAAGGUUUCCCCUCAAAGAGUGGGUCAAUGGAUAAGGAAAAAAAGAGUUCAGAGACUGAUUUUCUGCUGCAAUGGGGGACCAAAAAGAGGCUCAGAUGCGUGAAACUGAAGAAAAAUCAAAACUUGGCCAAGAAUUCUAGACCAACUGAUUCUUUCCCUAAGAAGAGACUCACAUCUGCUGUCGUCACUUUGAAGAAAGAUUCCCCUUCUCGUUUCAUGAAGAGUGAUAUGUUACCAAGCAAGAGGAAGGUACUGUCACCAGAGAAAGAAGACCGGUACUACACUACGAGGGGAUCAUUGGGGUUAGACGAAAGCAGUAAGCUGUUAAUAGAUGGUAUUGAGGAAGAAAAAGGUCAUCAUGUCUGGCCUAAAUUGUUUAUCUCAUUGUCCAAUAAAGAAAAAGAAGAGGAUUUCUUGGCGAUGAAAGGGUGCAAACCAUCUCAAAGGCCCAAGAAAAGGGCCAAGUUGAUCCAAAGAACAAUACUCUUGGUGAGCCCGGGUACAUGGCUGUCGGAUUUGACUCAAGAGAGAUAUGAAGUUCGGGAGAAGAAGACUGCCAAAAGGAGACCCCGGGGAUUGAAGGCAAUGGGCGGUAUGGAAAGUGAUUCAGAAUCAUAGAUCCAUACGUGGCAAGGAGAAAAGUAAAGCAUCGCGAUUGCUUGAAGUGUGAGACUAACCAGCAAUCAAGGACCAGAUCAGAGAUUCUUAUGAGUGAUUUAAUCAUUUCGCGCUUUGAUGGUAGUCAUGACUCUUGAGCAGAGCGAUAGAUUAAUGGCAUCCUCUCUUCAGCUCCAUAUUAUCAUACCUGUAACAGUGUUUCACUAUUUGGGUUGGAAUUGAAGGAGUAAGUCUCGCAAAACAGCUUUUGUUCUGUUGGGAUGAAAAGGGAUAAAGAAAGGAGCUUUUACUUCAAGAAAAAUCGAGGGAAUUCACCUGCUAUUGUAAUCUCAAUCUCAAAAAGGAGUUUGGGUUCUUAUGGUUAUUGAAAUUUGUAAGGGCGAUAUCAUAUCAGGACAGAAUCGGACAACAGACGAUUCAUGUCAUGAUCUAUUUUGAUCCAUUCAUCUCUUUGUUAGAGAUAGCAUGAUCUUUAUCCAAAAAUAAAUGAAGCC